AUGAAGCUCAUCAUACUCACAACUCUACUAGGCCUUUGUACGGCCACACCAGGAACUCCACCAAAGAGUCCAACCAGUCCCAAGAAAUCUCCAACCGAGAAAAAAGGGGUUACCAUCGUGAACAAGAUCGUUUCUCCCAAAGCGACUGAUAAAGAGAUUAAAGGCCCUGAGCUGAUAACUAGUUCUGACGAUCCCAGGUUACCAGUUACAAGCAUUACAAGUGUUGACGGGCCAGGGAAAUCUCCGGUAAAAAAGGGUUCUACUCCGCCGGGAAGCCCGAAACCAAAACCUCGUACGAAAUCCCAAGAUCAGGAGCCAAAGGAUCAUGACCUUGAGCAAAAGGAUAAAGUCUUACAAGAAAAAGAACCAGAAAAGACACCUCCAAAAACUGUUCCACCAGAAAGUCUGCCAUCUAAAGAGGCUCAAACUCUAAAAGAAAAGGAACAGGAGUUUAAAGAGAAAAGGGAAAGAGAUAGGGCUAAAUUAGAGCAAAAGAUUAGUCUAGAAAAGGCAAAGCCCAUAGAGGAUAGGCAAGAAAAGUACGAAGCCAGUAAAGACGGCAAAUUUGACGAGUGGCUUGCCAAGUCCAAGGCUGUUGAAAUGGGUGCCAGAAAGUUGUAUGAAGAAGCCAAGGCAAAGGUGGACGCAAUAUCUGUACCAGAGUCCAAACAAAAGUAUGAGAAGAUACUCAAGAAGAUUCUUAAAAAGGUUGAGGAAAUCACAAAGGAUAUUGAGGAACUUGAAAAGACUAAAAAGAAGGAUGCAUCAGAAGCCAUUGAAAAGGCACUUGGACACUUUUUAGGCCACUUUCAAACCCGUGCCAUGGUAAAGUCCGACGUUAGUGAACUCAUCCUCGACAUUGCCAGGGACCAAGAGGAUGGAGACGAAGUCCUCAAGACCCUGGAACAGUUUCUAGUAGCCCUCGAAAGGUCUCCACUGGCUUAG
Molecule: messenger RNA, 945 nt
Organism: Theileria equi strain WA
Lineage: Eukaryota; Apicomplexa; Aconoidasida; Piroplasmida; Theileriidae
Product: signal peptide containing protein
Exons: 1
Coding region: 1-945 (314 amino acids)
Source: RefSeq, a predicted model, not a curated record